AUGCCUCCCAAAAAUGUGACCAGGUCGAAAGAGACGAACAUAUGGUGGAAAAUGUAUUGGCCAAAGACGACUCCUAUAAUACCAAAGGCAAAGAGAGUGAGGAAACCCUUCAGGUUUAAGAUAGGGGAUCGUGUGCGGAUUAGUCAUCUACGAAACGUCUUUACUCGCGAAUAUGAUGAGAAGUGGUCAGGGGAGAUAUUUGUCGUUUCCGAGAGACAUUUAAGAGGAGGAUUGCCCAUAUGCAGACUCAAAGACUAUUUAAACGAAGAAAUCAAAGGAACUUUUUAUCAAAAUGAACUGCAAAAAGUGGACGUUCGUGAAGAUGACGUGUUUAAGGUAGAAAAGAUCAUAAAAACAAAAGGCCGAGGAGACAAUAAACAGUACCUUGUAAAAUGGUUACACUGGCCUUCCAAAUUUAAUUCAUGGGUCAAUGCCAAUGAUAUACAAACUUAUAGUUGA
Molecule: messenger RNA, 459 nt
Organism: Saccostrea cuccullata (small rock oyster)
Lineage: Eukaryota; Metazoa; Mollusca; Bivalvia; Ostreida; Ostreidae
Exons: 1
Coding region: 1-459 (152 amino acids)
Source: RefSeq, a predicted model, not a curated record